UUCAACCCCAUUGUGUUUUUCUUUGAACACACCCAAGGAGGCAUUACCCCAUCGGUUGAAUAGAGACACGAAACCAAUCAUGUCGCUUCUGUAUCGCCUAGGCCGUCCUACGGUACAGGCAGUCAAUGCUUUGCGACCACGGUGUGCGUCGACAGUUUUGCGAGACUGCUCAAGGAGAUCCGUAGUCGACUCGAGGAAGACUUUGGUUACUGCGACACAACGUGUGCAAGCUGCUGCUACCGCACAGGAGACACCAAUAGAAGCUUCUGGAUUUGAAGAAUCCCUUGUGAAACGAGACGGACGCCCCAUCUACCUCGACGUCCAAGCAACCGCCCCAAUGGAUCCUCGAGUCAUCGACGCUAUGCUCCCCUACAUGACGCAAUUCUACGGCAAUCCCCACUCACGAACUCAUCAAUACGGCUGGGAAUCGGAGGCAGGUGUAGAAAAGGGGCGACAGCAAGUGGCCGAUCUUAUUGGAGCAGAUCCCAAAGAGAUUAUUUUCACAAGUGGAGCUACCGAGUCAAACAAUAUGAGUGUUAAAGGUGUUGCGAGGUUUUACAAGAGUAAGAAGAACCAUAUUAUUACUACUCAGACGGAACAUAAAUGUGUGUUGGACUCUUGCCGUGUGUUGCAAGAGGAGGGUUUCGAUGUGACAUAUUUACCUGUCAAGGAGAAUGGACUGAUUGAUCUUCAGACUCUGGAAGAAGCGAUCCGACCUGAAACCGCUCUGGUGUCCAUCAUGACCGUAAACAAUGAGAUUGGAGUCAUCCAACCUAUUGCAGAGAUUGGAAAGAUUUGCCGGGCAAAAAAAGUAUUCUUUCAUACUGACGCGGCGCAAGCUGUCGGUAAAAUACCCCUCGACGUGAACGCCAUGAACGUGGAUCUCAUGUCCAUAUCAGGACACAAAAUAUAUGGUCCAAAAGGCAUUGGUGCCCUCUAUGUUCGACGUCGCCCGCGUGUACGAUUGGAGCCAAUCAUGUCUGGUGGUGGACAAGAGAGGGGUUUGCGGAGUGGGACUGUACCAACUCCUUUGGUUGUAGGGUUGGGUGCGGCUUGUGCUAUCGCCAAAGAGGAAAUGAAUUACGACGCAGCUCGCAUCAGAGCCCUUUCGGACCGCCUUAUUAAUGGAAUAACCUCCCAAAUCGAACACGUUGUCCGCAACGGCGACCCCGAUGCCUCGUAUCCUGGCUGCGUCAACCUCUCAUUUGCCUACGUAGAAGGUGAAUCCCUCUUAAUGGCUCUCAAAGAAAUUGCGCUCUCGUCCGGCAGCGCAUGCACAUCAGCAUCCCUGGAACCGUCCUACGUGCUUCGUGCUCUCGGUGCCGAUGAUGAUAUGGCGCACAGUUCGAUUCGGUUUGGGAUUGGACGGUUCACGACGGAGGCGGAGGUGGAUUUUGUUGUGGAUAGGGUUGUGAAGCAUGUGGGAAGGUUGAGGGAGAUGAGUCCUUUAUGGGAGAUGGUUCAGGAAGGCAUUGAUCUGAAAUCGAUCCAAUGGGCUCAACAUUAAUCCAUUUUUGUUUUGUUGUCACUGAUGCAUUUGCGCUUUAUUGGGAGAGGAAGGUUAUAUAUCUUCUGGGACAUCGCACGGGGGUUUUACUCUAGAUUGUGUGAACGUUUGUCAUUUUGGAGCGUUUGUUGUAAAUAUAGCUCUCCUGCUUGCACAAACAGCAAGGUAACACUGGUUGUUUUUUCUUUAUGGCCAAAAAUAAAACAAGUCAAGAAACAUGUAGGCAGAAAAACAA
Molecule: messenger RNA, 1742 nt
Organism: Spizellomyces punctatus DAOM BR117
Lineage: Eukaryota; Fungi; Chytridiomycota; Chytridiomycetes; Spizellomycetales; Spizellomycetaceae
Product: cysteine desulfurase, mitochondrial
Exons: 6
Coding region: 80-1507 (475 amino acids)
Biological process (GO): [2Fe-2S] cluster assembly
Cellular component (GO): nucleus; cytosol; mitochondrion
Molecular function (GO): cysteine desulfurase activity; pyridoxal phosphate binding
Source: RefSeq, a predicted model, not a curated record